AACAUGCUAUCUUUAGAGAAGCUAAAGUCAGGAUACGUGAUGGGUCUUCUCCAAAAUAUCUGAAGCAUUUCCUGUGUUUACAUACCCACCACGGUGUUGUUACCUCUUUAAAUGUUGUUUCUUUUAUGCAGGCAUCGUUCACUCCAGUAAAGGCAGGAGAAAAUAAAGAUGAGGAAAAACCAAAGCCAAAGGAUCGAAUUACAUCCUGCCUCCUGGAGAACUGGAGUAAAGGAGAAGGACUUGGCUAUGAGGGAAUUGGUUUGGGCAUUGGGUUACGAGGGGCCAUCCGGCUGCCAUCUUUCAAGGUGAAGAGAAAGGAACCUCCUGAAGCUGCUUCUGCAGGAGAUCAGAAGAGAAUCAGGCCCUCUACCUCUGUUGAUGAUGAAGAUGAAGAUCUGUCUAAGGAUGCAGAAGCAGCAGGCCUCCGAAGGAGACCAUCAAGACCAUUGGAGCUAGACAGUGAGGGGGAAGAAGGAGAUGAGACUUCAGGUAAAGAAGAAGAAUCCUGUUCUGAAAAGGAAGAUGAGCAGGACGAAGGGGGAGCAUUGGUGAAAGCAGCACCUGGCAAGGAGGAGGACGACGAGGAAGAUGCUAAUGAAGAGGAUGAAGAUGAAGAAACAGGAGUAGAAACAAGUGAAAAGGAAGAUGAGCAGAACUCUGAAGAAGAAGGUAUAGUGAGUCCCACAUCUUCCAAAGCUGAAACUGAAUCAUCUGAUGAAAGUGAGGACUCCUCAGAAUUUGAGUCAAGUUCUGACUCUGAGGAAGAGGAGGAGGAAGAGGAGGUGGUAGCUGACAACCAAAAUACAGAAGCCAUGACUGCUGAGAUUGAGUCUGCUAGCCAUGAACUAACAGAUGAAGAAAAAGAGACCAUCCUGGAGCUGUUUCCAGUGGAAGACUAUAUGGAAGCAACAGGCCUAGUACUAGAGGCACCAGCUAUGGUAGUAAAAGAGGAAGAGAUGAAAGAAACCAAGCAAAGAGAAGAUGAAAGUUGUGCAGUGCCAAAGGAAUCUACUGCUGCUGAACGUUUGGUGGUCACGGAGAGACAACAGGAAGUAAAACUAGUGCCAUCCCCUAUAUGUGUAGCAGUGGAAGAAUCUGAACUGGAUAUCGAGCCUAAGGUGCUAGAGGGUCCAAAGCCUGAAUCUCAUGAUGAAGAAGAGAAUCUCUGUCCCUCAGCACCAAUGGGGGUAUUUGGAGAACCUCUAUUCAGUAAGUCUGAUGAUAGUGACUUAGAUGCCCAAGUUACAGGAAAACUAUCCGCAGCAGAGGAGGAGGAGAGACUGCCUUGGACUCCUAAGCGGGACACAGUGGUCCACUCGGAUUCUGAUACUCCAAUACUUCCAGUUCAUAAGGUGCCACCCUCUACGCUUCCCCUUCCAUUAACACCCAGUAAAGAGAAAUCUUUACUCCCUCCAGAAAAUUUCCCUGAACAGUUAAUUGUGACCAAAACAGCUCUGGAAGAGGAGCUUCCUAGGACUCCAGGGCGGGAUAUUAUGGCCAAAUCUUCACAUGGCUUUGCAAAGUCACGGAGUACAGACACUGUUCCACUCACCCCUGGCAGUGAUGGUCCCCUUACAGCAAGCAGCUUGACUUUAAGUUCCCCUCAAGUCCCGGGCAGCCCAUUUUCAUAUCCAUCUCAAUCUCCUGGGAUUAAUAGUGGCAUUCCUCGGACUCCUGGGAGGGAUUUUAAUUUCACACCUACUUUCCCAGAGCCUAGUGUGACCCUUCCUUGCCUUUUGUCUGGCAAGAAGCCAUCAGAUGAGCUAGAUGAAAAAUGCUUUAAAGAACCUCUUAGUGCUUCCUUAACGGUUAGCAUGAACAGUGUUCCUUCCCCAAUUCCCUUUGCUAGCCCUGCUGCAGCUGAUUUUCACACAGACAUAGACUUGCCUCCCAAUGAGCCAGUAUCUGUAGCAGCCCUGCCAUGCUUGCCAGUGGAUGUCAAGACAUCCAUAGAGGAGAGCAGGGUAGCCAUGAAAGCUGUUUUGCUCUACCCAGAAGCACCUACUGUGUGUCUUCCUCCUCCCCCCUCUCUGCCCACCAAAAGGAAACCGGGUCGGCCGAAACGAUCACCUCCUUCAGUCCUUUCUUUGGAGGCCUAUCCCAGCAAAACUUCAGAGUCUCCUCCUGUACCUGUUGCCUUGACUGAAUGUGCUGUGAGCAAAGAAUUAGUGGGCAGGCAUCCUGAUGCUUUUUGUGGACUGAAAGAUCCUGAAGCAGUCACCCUAGACUUCAGGAAUGACAGCUUCCACGAGAAGGUAACCCCGGAGGCUAUUGCAGAGAAACUUCCAUUUAAGGAACUAGAGAAUCAGUGGCAUGAGGACUUCAAAGAAGAGAAGGCUCAUGUGAAACCUAAAAGACAGUGGCGAAGGCAGAAAAAGAUACCUGAGGACAUUCCAGUGAUUCCUUCCCCUGAAUAUUCUCCACGUUGGCCCCACUUCAGACCCCGCUCUGAAUUCGAGGAGAUGACCAUUUUGUAUGAUAUUUGGAAUGGAGGAAUAGAUGAAGAAGAUAUCAAGUUUAUGUGUAUCACGUAUGAUCACUUGUUACAGCAAGAUAAUGGCAUGGACUGGCUCAAUGAUACCCUUUGGGUAUACCAUCCUUCUACUAGCUUUUCUACACCGAAAAAGAAGCAGCGGGAUGAUGGGAUGCGGGAGCAUGUUACAGGUUGUGCCCGAAGCGAAGGCUAUUACAAAAUUGAUAAGAAGGACAAACUUAAAUACCUCAACACUAGUCGUGCAUUUGCAGAGGAGCCUCCAGCUGAUACACAAGGAAUGAGCAUCCCUGCUCAACCUCAUGCUUCCACCCGGGCUGGCUCUGAGAGGAGGUCAGAGCAACGCAGGCUUCUCUCAUCCUUUACUGGUAGCUGUGACAGUGACCUACUCAAAUUUAACCAACUCAAGGUAGGUAACGUGAUCAGAUUUGUAUUCUGUGAAUUGGAAAGCACAGGUCAGGUGCUAACUAGUGUGGCAAGUUUGGGCUAAGCCCCUGUGUCCUACACUUCCUGGCAGGUUUUUUUGUGUGCCUCAGAGGCUUGCAGUGUCCCUAUCACUGCCGCAAAGGUACCCCACUACCCAGAGCCCUUUUCAUCAUCGGCCAGUCCAUGGUUUUGGAUGUCAGUCCCUCUGUUAGUCCACAGGGUCUCCCCUGUUCCUUACU
This is a messenger RNA of Pelodiscus sinensis (Chinese soft-shelled turtle), 3156 nucleotides long. NCBI's taxonomy places the organism in Eukaryota, Metazoa, Chordata, Testudines, Trionychidae. The record is from RefSeq and is a predicted model, not a curated record.